Messenger RNA from Trypanosoma theileri, 435 nucleotides. RefSeq lists its product as uncharacterized. The record is from RefSeq and is a predicted model, not a curated record. NCBI's taxonomy places the organism in Eukaryota, Euglenozoa, Kinetoplastea, Trypanosomatida, Trypanosomatidae. Bases 1 to 435 code for a protein of 144 amino acids. The transcript has a single exon.
AUGUCCCAGUUGAUUCCUGUAGGAAUGCCAUUGCGCUUCGGCACGCCCAUCAUGGCUUCCAAGUUGCAAACUUUAGGGAGUGAAAACAAUUCGCAGGAAGAGAAGAGAGCUGUUUUCCCCUUUAGUAUUCAGAAAAUGAAAUUGCGACGCAAAAAGCCACCAGGGCAAUACAUACUUUUGCGUUCCAAACCGCAUUACCCUGGGAACCGCCCAAAUCCCCCAAACGCGCUUCGAAUGCGUUCGCCCGCUUGCGUGUCAUUCCCUUCCGCCCAAUUUUGUGGGAACAAUGAAACACCACUAGAACAAGAGGCGGCAAGAAGGAGACACGCAAAAAUAGAAGAUUUAAGAAGGGAAAAAGGUGUUGGACCCCCUUGGGGGAGAGAAGUGGGAACGAACCGCUUCCAGAUGAAGACAAUUAAAGAAGAAUGCUGUUGA